AUGCUUAAACCAAAAUGGGGAAACUUCAGAAAGUGUUUGUCAACUCUACGCUCUUUCCGCCUUUUGACAGCUGCUAAGCAAUAAUGGCUGUACGAUACGAACUCUGCGUUGGUCUCAACAAGGGACAUAAAACAUCGAAGGUGAAGAAUGUUAAAUAUACUGGAGACAAAAAGGUUAAGGGACUUAGAGGAUCCCGUUUGAAGAACAUUCAAACCCGGCAUACUAAAUUCAUGCGCGACUUGGUUCGUGAAGUUGUUGGACAUGCUCCCUACGAGAAGAGAACCAUGGAAUUGUUGAAAGUUUCAAAGGAUAAACGUGCCCUGAAAUUUUUAAAACGUCGCUUAGGCACACACAUUCGUGCAAAGAGGAAGCGUGAGGAGUUGUCCAACAUCCUCACACAAAUGAGAAAGGCGCAAACUCACGCAAAGUAAUUGAGCAAAAAUGUUUAUUAGAAAACUUAGAAAUAAAAUAAGAACAAGUGUUCUACAAAAGAAU
Molecule: messenger RNA, 495 nt
Organism: Bactrocera tryoni
Lineage: Eukaryota; Metazoa; Arthropoda; Insecta; Diptera; Tephritidae
Gene: RpL36
Product: 60S ribosomal protein L36
Exons: 3
Coding region: 84-431 (115 amino acids)
Biological process (GO): cytoplasmic translation
Cellular component (GO): ribosome; cytosolic large ribosomal subunit
Molecular function (GO): structural constituent of ribosome
Source: RefSeq, a predicted model, not a curated record